Drosophila busckii is the source of this 740-nucleotide messenger RNA. RefSeq lists its product as uncharacterized. NCBI's taxonomy places the organism in Eukaryota, Metazoa, Arthropoda, Insecta, Diptera, Drosophilidae. Gene Ontology annotation, biological process: negative regulation of biosynthetic process. The transcript has 3 exons. The record is from RefSeq and is a predicted model, not a curated record. The coding region runs from base 325 to 714 and encodes 129 amino acids.
AACGAAGCCAAAAAUCAACAAAAAUAGCAACAGCAACCACUGCUGUAAGCUAUGGGCGCUGAGAAAAACCUUCUAAGCCAGUAAAAACACAAAAUUCAGUCGUGAGCUAGCUUUCAUACGGGGCACAGCAGCAGUUGGAAUUCAUUGCGCUUGCUUGCUACAUCCAUAGUACAAAAAACAUAUGUACAUAUUUGAUUUUCGGUCUUUACUAGUUUGAACCGGUUACUUUGCAACAACCAAAAGCUGCAAGCCCUCCCCGUUAACGUUAACGCCCCCGCGCUAAUUAAUAGCUUAAAAAAAAAGCCAGAGCAAAAGCCAUACCAAAUGCCGUACAUUAUCAUACGCGGCAAUCUAGCCUCCUACAGUCACAAAUAUCCAUGGCGUGUACUCGUCUCUGGAUUGAAAGCUGACGACAUCGAGCAGUUGAACAAGUUCUCUUGCGGCGGCUACAGUGAUGAGUCCACAAUAGUGUAUCUAGUACAUCCCUGUCGCAUACUAUCAGCAUUAGAGCAGAUAUUGGGUUUUCGUGUGGUGGCCAGCUCAUCGACAGCUGUAAAGCAGGAUUACAACGAGUAUAUGUGGACAAUGCGCAAGGAGUUUGAUGAGCCAGAGCCUGAGUCCGAAACCGUUUCUGUUGUGCGUGAAAAUUUAUCAAAUAUUGGCCGUGAGGCUGCCAGUUUAGGCAAUUAUCACAAAGUUGAUUCGCCCGAGUAAAAACCUACGCAAAUCAAUUCCAAUUA